AUGGACGAACCCAUCGACAUCAAUAAUCCUAAUGAUUACGCAAAAAUUGACGAGUUGACUGCUCAAGGUCUCCUGGAUCGCGAUGCUGUUUUAUACAAGCUGACCCGAAGAAUCUGCAAGUUUGGUGUGAUCAAGUCAGAAAGCGAGUUACCCCAUCUCCGCAGAACAUUUGACUCUCUUGCAGUGCAGGAAAAUGGCACCAAGACACUCACUCAGACUGGAUUCCUGUCCUUCCUGGAGUCCACCGGCUUUCUUCCUCCAUCCAUGAGAGACACUGGCGCCCUCGUUUAUCGCAGUCUUCUAUACCUGUCUCAAUACCCAUUUCAUCAGCCAAUCCCCGAUUCUCUCACCUACAUGGGGCUAAUCCGUGCACUAGCAUGGACCAUGGCUUGGCGGACGAGGCCGAUCCACGAAGCAUGCAGAUGGAGCCGAACCCGAUCGCCGGCAGAUUCUAGAAGACAGUUGUUCCAGAGCUUUGCAACGGGCCGAGAUGGCAAGUCUGUCCCGUUUGAUGCGGAAUACGCUAAGGCCCAGGCACAGCGGAGAGCUUUUGACUUUGCCUGUGCUAGUCAUGAUUCCCUUACCUGUAUAUUUCCUAAAACGAACUAUGAUGAUCACGGAGAUGAGAUGUUCCACGAUAUCCUUGAUGUGCUGUUCAGCAUCCAGCCUCAAAUCAUUUGGCUAGCGCCACCUCCUCGAGAUUGCUUCCGAGCGACUGCGAGGAAGCUGGCCGGAGAUGAACGCCUUCCUGAUCUAAGCAUUCCCCAGGACCAGUUUCGAGCUAUUGUGAAGUUGCUGGUGAUGGCAUCCAUUCGAGGACCAACAGUUCCAGUCGAGGAGCUGAUUGACUUGGACCAUGUUGUCGAUUGUAUGGUCAACCGUGCUAUUCAGAGACCUGAUAUCGGAAUUACCUGGGAUAUGUAUGACCAGGCGGCUCGUAAUGGCAUGAUCCCGAGGAUAAAGACUACGCUUUGA
Aspergillus oryzae RIB40 is the source of this 975-nucleotide messenger RNA. RefSeq lists its product as uncharacterized. The record is from RefSeq and is a predicted model, not a curated record. The transcript is spliced from 2 exons. The coding region runs from base 1 to 975 and encodes 324 amino acids. Lineage: Eukaryota; Fungi; Ascomycota; Eurotiomycetes; Eurotiales; Aspergillaceae.